Molecule: messenger RNA, 1735 nt
Organism: Corylus avellana
Lineage: Eukaryota; Viridiplantae; Streptophyta; Magnoliopsida; Fagales; Betulaceae
Source: RefSeq, a predicted model, not a curated record
GACUCGAGCAAUUCUGCAUUAGAGGAGAAAAAAGAGGGAGAAAAAAAUAUCAAACAUGGAAGCAAAAGACAUGUUUGCUAAUCUAGGAUCCAUAAUUGCCAGCUCGAUGUUUGUGUGGGCAAUGUUUCAGCAGUACGUUCCUUAUCAGCUCCAACACAACAUCGAAAAAUACUGUCAAAUAUUGGUGAGGUUCGUUUGCCCUUACAUCCAGAUUAGGUUCGAUGAGCUCACUGGAGACUAUGAUAUGUUCCGGAGCGAAGCUUACACUGCCAUCCAAGCCUACCUCAGCUCCAGGUCCUCUACGCAGGCAAAGAGGCUCAAGGCCGACAUAGCUAAAAACAGCCAAUCUCUUGCUCUUCGCAUGGAUGACCAUGAAGAGGUUGCUGAUGAGUUUCAAGGACUCAAACUCUGGUGGGCUUCUGGGAAGGAAGCUUCCAAUACGCCCUCAUAUUGGACCCCGGAGGAGAAGAGGUACUACAGGCUCACUUGCCAUAAACGACAUAGGGAGCUCAUUCUCGGGCCGUACCUGAAUCAUGUCAUCAAAGAGGGAAAGGCCAUCGAGGCGAGAAACCGCCAAAGAAAGCUCUACACCAACAGCGAUUCCAAAUGGAGCCAUGUGGUUUUGAAGCACCCCGCUUCGUUUCAGACACUCGCAAUGGAUCCGGAGAAGAAGAAAGAAAUUAUGGAGGACCUCAUCGCAUUCAGCACGGCGGAAGAGUUUUAUGAAAGAGUUGGGAGGGCUUGGAAGAGAGGCUAUCUCCUCUAUGGCCCUCCAGGAACAGGCAAGUCCUCCAUGAUUGCUGCCAUGGCCAAUCUUUUAGGCUAUGACCUUUACGAUCUUGAAUUGACUUCGGUGAAGAAUAACACAGAGCUGAGGAAGCUAUUGAUGGAAGUAUCAAGCAAGUCUAUUAUUUUGAUUGAGGACAUUGACUGCUCACUUGAUCUCACUGGUCAAAGGAAGAAGAAGAAGAAGAAAAACGAGAAAGAUGAAGCAGAAAAAAAGAAGGAUCCGCAACAAAAACCGGAAAAAGAAGAGAAGGAAACGGAAGAAAGCAAGGUUACUCUUUCUGGGCUGCUGAAUUUCAUUGAUGGGCUUUGGUCAGCUUGUGGCGGGGAAAGACUGAUUGUCUUCACAACUAAUUAUGUGGAGAAACUCGACCCAGCACUGAUUCGAAGCGGGCGGAUGGAUAAGCAUAUUGAAUUGUCCUACUGCAGGUUUGAAGCGUUCAAGGGGCUGGCUAAGAAUUAUCUUCAAAUUGAAUCUCACCCUUUGUUUGGCAGAAUCCGUGAGUUGUUGGAAGAAGCAAAUUUGUCUCCAGCCGAUGUUGCGGAGCAUUUGAUGCCCAAGAGAGCUUCAGGGGAUCCAACAUUCUCCUUGGAGAGCCUGAUCCAAGGUCUUCAAAAGGCGAAAGAAGAAGCAAGAUUGAAAGCCGAGGAAGACGCUAAAAAGAAGGAACAAGCGGCCAAAGAAGAAGCAAAAGACCAAGAAAAAGUUGUUACCGCUGACGAAUAAUGGGGACCAACAAAACAAUUCUAGACGAACGCGCGACAGGAAAAUCAGUCAUCAGCUGAAAUACAAAAAGACGGAAUGGAGAGCCCGUGUGUGCGGAAAAGGACGGAGGACGAUCCUCUCCGUUUCAGCUGAGCUGAGAAAAUAAGUUUAGCCUUCCGAUUUUAUUUUGUUGCAUAUAUAAGUGCAUUUAAUGAUAAAGUAGAUGUUUUAAAACGAGAUUCA